This is a messenger RNA of Scylla paramamosain (green mud crab), 5660 nucleotides long. RefSeq lists its product as uncharacterized. Bases 3936 to 5120 code for a protein of 394 amino acids. The transcript has 11 exons. NCBI's taxonomy places the organism in Eukaryota, Metazoa, Arthropoda, Malacostraca, Decapoda, Portunidae. The record is from RefSeq and is a predicted model, not a curated record.
UGUGUGCAAAUCCGCUCCGGUGCGAAUCUAUUUGACCUGUGUCCGUGACCUUGCAUGGUGUCCGUGGCGAUAAAUAGGUGUGUUCUAGUGACCUUAAGGUGCGGAGAGGCGCGAAAGGCGUUAUGGAUACGGAAUUAAGGAAAUACUGGGGACAAAACACCAGACACAUAGGAGGAGUGUGUGUGCUGGGAGGACCUGAGCCACCUCCACCCCACCCCUGGGGCUUCCUGCCCCAGGAGGAGGAGGAGGAGGAGGAGGAGACGCGGGUGCCCCCCGGGGGGAUGUGACAGCGGUGACGACGAGCCCCCGUCCUGCACCCCCUGGCCCCCAAGCCCCACCCCACCUACCACCAGCCACACCAAUCCCCACAGCAGCCUCCGUCACCCGCCCCACACCAGGAGCACCUGCCCCAGGACUGCCUGCCCCGCCCCCACAAGACACCGCCCCCAGCCUCCCCUGUCCAGAAGGAGCGCGCCCCUCACAGGUCCCGCUCCCGCUCCCACUCCUGCUGCAGCACUGUGGCACUCAACAUAGCCACAGCAGGAGAGUUCCAGUACCCUUAUGAUGCAGCCAAGGGGACUGACGCCACCACCACCACCACCACCACCACCACCACCACCACCGCCACCACCACCACCACCACAACAAGGGUUAUUCAAGUGGGGAACAUGCUUCAGGUGUUGCCCCAAGAUGCCUCAGCCCCGCAGCCCCACUCCGCCAUGAUAGUGCAGGCAGGGAAUGUCAUACAGGUUGUUCCAGCUGACAACAUGCAGGUGUUAGGGGCAGAAGUUGUUGGAGUUGGUGGGAUCAUGCAAGUGGUCGGGGUCCCAGGCUCUCCCAAACCAGCUCCCCAUCUGUGCCUAUGUAGUGUCUGGCCAGCCACUUGUGUGUUUUGGGGACUCAGACCAGCAGAUUCCCACUGUUUAUCCACUGUUUGUGUUGAUGCAGUGUUUGGCCAGCCACUUGUGUGUAUGUAGGGGACUCAGACCAGCAGAUUCCCACUGUUUAUCCACUGUUUGUGUUGAUGCAGUGUCUGGCCAGCCACUUGUGUGUAUGUAGGGGACUCAGACCAACAGAUUCCCACUGUUUAUCCAUUGUUUGUGUUGAUGCAGUGUCUGGCCAGCCACUUGUGUGUUUUGGGGACUCAGACCAGCAGAUUCCCACUGUUUAUCCACUGUUUGUGUUGAUGCAGUGUCUGGCCAGCCACUAGUGUGUAUGUAGGGGACUCAGACCAGCAGAUUCCCACUGUUUAUCCACUGUUUGUGUUGAUGCAGUGUUUGGCCAGCCACUUGUGUGUAUGUAGGUGACUGAGACAAAUUUAUUUACUGUUCAGUGACCCGUUUGCAGGCACAGGGGUGUUGACGAGCUGGGUGUGCAGGAGACAGACAAUUAGAAAGGAGGCCACGUCGGAGGUGCCUGUGGUGGGCUCGCCAGUUCCGGAGUACGAGGUGGAGGAAGAGGAAGAGGAGGACGAGGAGGAGGCACGGAUGAGGAAGAAGAAAAGAUCAUUAGCUGUAGCUCUCCCUCCAGCUGAUAAGGGGAUAUUAAUGAGGCCUUCCUACAGGUGUGUCUGUCUACCUGUGUGUCUCUCCAUCUCUCCCUCUCAUUUUUCCAGUUUCCCAUUAUUUUCUCCACCCUCUUCCAGCCUCUCACUGUCUUUUCUCAGCCUCUCCCAGCCUCUCACAACCUCUCUCUCUCUCUCUCUCUCUCUCUCUCUCUCUCUCUCUCUCUCUCUCUCUCUCUCUCUCUCUCUCUCUCUCUCUCUCUCUCUCUCUCUCUCUCUCUCUCUCUCUCUCUCUCUCUCUCUCUCUCUCUCUCUCUUGCAGGUACUCUCCCAGCCGUGUCACAGCUGAUGAUGAUGAUGAUGAUGAUGAUGCCAUGCCCACCCCCAGCCUGAGCCACCCUCCACCCACCCCAGCCCUCACCAAGCCUCCUUCAGUACCCCUCCACACCACCACCACCACCACCAGCGACGCAACAGCCUCAUCUACCUCAGCCGGCCCACCCCCUGGCCCGACCCCCUCCCUGACAGUGGCCCCCCCACGGCAGGCAAGAAGAAGAAGGAGGAGAAAGUAUCAAUAAUCGUACAGAUUCGCGACGAGGAAUCCAGACUGAAACAGGCGCUGGGUUUAAAGAACAUAAUUUUCAACCCUUACGGUCCUGGCCUGGCCCCGAUUGCCAAGCUGCUGGACACCCCUGAGGAGCUGAAGCGUUUUGAGCCCAAGGGCUGCACCAGGAAGGUCCGGCCGGAGGAGAACGAGGCUCGGCAGAACAGAGACAAAGAACGGCGGCGCAGGGACAGGCCGGAGAGGGUCGACAGAAUGGACCGCCCCAGGGCAAAGGAGAGGGACAGACGCACGGACGCACAGGCUACGCAGGUCCGCUCCAUCCACCCACCCGUGCACAGAAAUGCUGGUAUCUCCACGUUGACAACUGGCCAGAGGAAGUAAGGACAGUACCUUGUGUCCCUGCCUCUGCUACCCCACCCCCUGCCCCGCCCCCUGCCCCAGCCCCCCGCACACAAGUCGGCCAAGUCCAAGUGGGACUCUGACACAGAAGAGCAAGUGGACGGACAGAAGUGAGGGGAGAGAGAGAGGAGGAAGAGAAGGAGGAGAGGAAGGAAAAUAAAAAUAUAAUCAAGAAUUUGGAGGAAGAGGAAGACCAGGAGGUACAGGUGAAGGAAGAGGAGGAAGAGGAAUAGACUAUCCCAGAGAAGAUGAAGGAAGAGGAGGAAGAGGAGGAGGAGGAGGAGGAGGAGGAGGAAGAGAAGGAAGAGUGAGGUAAAGGUCUUCCCCGAUUGUUUGACCGAAGAAUACGAAGCUUUCCUUAUGAUGGUGGAUGGAGGAGGAGGAGGAGGAGGAGAGAAGAAAGAGGAGGAAGAGGAAGAGGAGGAGGAGGAAGGAAGAUGCAAGAGAGAGGUCACAUCACUAUAUAAAGAAGAGGAGGAAGACUACAUGAAAAUUGAAGAAGAGGAGGAGGAAAGAAGAAGAAAGAGGAUGAGAGAGGAGGAGGAGGAAGAGGAAGAGGAGAAGAAAGAACAGAAGACCCUGGAGAAGAUGAAGAAGAAGAGGAAGAAGCAAAUGAAGGAGAAGAGGAGGCAGAAGAAACUGGAAAAGAAAGCAAAGAAGAAGAGGAAGGAGAAAGAGAGGAAGAGGGUCAAGAGGAGGAGGAAGAGCAGUGAUAGUUCAGUACAAAUGGAGGAGGAGGAGGAGGAGAGAAGACUUACAAGAGAUAAGAGGAAGAGGAAAUAAGAAUGGACUGCAAUAAGUGGCAGAGAGGAGGAGGAGGAGGACGAUAAACGCAUCACCUCGAGGAAGAAGAAGGAGGAGGAGGAGGAGGAAGAGGAAGAGGAACAAGAAGAGGGUAGAAGAUUCAGCAGACACUCGGAUAAUGGUGAAAGCCCCUCUUAUACUCCACCAAGAAGACUGCAAGAACAGGAGAAGGAAGAGGAAGAAGAGGAGGAGGAAGAGGAGCCACUUUCCCCAGUGGCUCGGUUGGGAUCGAUAGCAAGGAGUCACCAAGGGAGUCAUCGCCAAAACGGGGCAGAACCGGGGCAUUCCGGGUCACCUCAGGGUCAGGGAGGAGCUACCCGGCCAGCGACACGUCUGGGUACUAUGACCUGACCCCGGACUCCUCCAGCGGGGCAUCCGGGGCAAAGACAUUCAAUUUAGAGGAUAUUCCGUACCCUACCAGAGAGAGUGAGAGGCACAGCCCCUCCAACAUGUCCCUCUCCUCCUCCUCCUCUGCCCCACCCACCCCGCCCCGCCCCCCCCACCCCAGACACCCUGGAUGCCAUCCCCAUUCCCCCACCCACCCUGGACCUCACCAACAUCCCCAAGCCGCCCGUCACCUUCACCAUCACCCCGCCAUCCCCCAUCCCCAGGCCCAAGAAGGACCCCCUGCCAAGACCCAAGCCCCCGGUCCCCCUUCCUCCCAUGGCAGCUGCCCCACUGCCCCCCUUAUCCGUCCCCUUGCCCUGCCCCACGCCUGCCCACAGGGAGGAGUCCCUACCAGCCUCGCCGCCCCGGGAGGUGCCCCCCAUCGGAGGGGCGCCGGUGUCCCCCGGGGGACAUGACAGCGACGACGACGAGCCCCCCGUCCUGCAUCCCCCGGCCCCCGAGCCCCGCCCCACCCACCACCAGCCACACCACCAUAUAGUGUGGUUACAUUAUUGUCAUCAUGAUCAGGCCGCCGCGGGCCGUGGCGCGGCCUUCACCCUGCUCAUGACACAUGAAUCCACGCCGGCCGGGACCUUACGCCUUCGAUGUAUGUACUACUCCCGCAGCCCAGCCCGCCCCUACCACCACAGCCCGCACACCCUAGAGCGCCCCCCACAUGCUGGCCUCUUCCCUGCUUCACGGCCAGGCCAGAUGGCUACUCAGUGCGUGGCGUGGCGGCCUCAGGGCGUGGCAGCCGCCACACCCCCGAGGGCUCCCCGCCCCCAGACCACUGCCACGGCCCACACAUCCCAGAGCGCCCCCCACAUGCUGGCGGCUUCCCUGCUUCACCGCCAGGCCAGAUGGCUACUCAGGGUGUGGCGGCUGCCACACCCCCGAGGGCUCCCCGCCCCCAGACCACUGCCAGUACCACAGCCCCGUGGUGCAGUACCACAGCAGCAUCAGUCCUCCCUUCUCCCGCAGCCCCCCGUGGAGCCCCGAUGGGGGGCGCCGCGCCAGCCCCACAGGGUGGCGCAGUCCAUGCUACCAGCACCACCACCACCACCACUACACUGCCCCACCCCGCGACCGCUGGAGCCCCCAGUGCUCCCCACGCCGUGUUACCGUGUUACCCGCUCUCUGUUACCCUCUCCCCGGGGCGCCGCUCAUCACCCCCAGACCGCCGUGCCUCCCCGGAGCGGGGCCGCUCACCACCCAGCCGCUCCCCACGCUACUCCCCGCGCCAUUCCCAUUCCCGGGGGGCUGAGGUCCCCCUGCCGCUCCCCCUCCCCACUGGGUGAGGUGUACCCCUACGAGCGGCGGGGCUGGGGCUGCGCAGCCAGGGAGUGGGAGGCUCUCACCACCACCAUCACAGCCCCAAGGCAGAGCAGAGAAAUAGGGAGGGCAAGGGCUAUGGGUACUCUCCCCCUGCGACAGUAUUUGAUGACGACCUCCGGAUCAUGAGCGAGGCAGAGAUGUUCUCCAUGGGGUUCCACAAGGGGGGAGAACAGCGAGUCUCCCCCCACCCCCCGCUCCCCCUCCCCCAACACCCUCGAUGCCAAGUCUUUGGGUACUCUCCCAGCCGUGUCACAGCUGAUGAUGAUGAUGCCACCCCCACCCCCAGCCUGAGCCACCCUCCACCCACCCCAGCCCUCACCAAGCCUCCUCCAGUAACCACCACCACCACCACCACCAGCGACGUAACACCCCACCCCACCCCUCCCCAGACCACAGAUCCCAGACUGUUGGAUGUGACGCCACAAGACACAGGGCUUCGUAACACCAGUGCACGGUGAUCAAGACAACACUGGACCAGAAAGACGCAAAGUACAGGGAACAACACAGUGCUUCUUCAUUUUAGGUGAGCCAGAAUGAGCUUGUUAAACUGAGCGGCCUCUUCAAGUACCACUGGAACUGUUCGUCAGAGGAGGAGGAGGAGGAGGUAAGGGAGUGCGCCAAGACCCUUUACAGCGGUGCAAAGGAGUGGAGGGAGAUGAGGAGAAA